CGGCAGCAGCCAAAGAUGGCAAUGUCUGUGAUCCAAGCGUGCCGCAGUCUGGCUCUCUCAACAUGGCUGCUUUCCUUUUGUUUCGUGCAUCUGCUGUGCCUGGAUUUCACGGUGGCCGAGAAAGAGGAGUGGUACACGGCCUUCGUGAACAUCACUUACCCGGAUCCCGGAGGCGGCGGCGGCGGCGAGCUGCGCAGCGAGAAGACGGAGUGCGGCCGCUAUGGGGAACAGUCACCUAAGCACGAUGUCUGGGGGCAGGUGGCGAUGACCUCGGCGGCCGCCGACAGGCAAGCCUGCGACCCCAACGCCAAGUUCGCCGCGCCCGGGCCGGGCAAGAUCUGGAUCGCGCUCAUCCCCAAAGGGAACUGCACGUACAAGGAUAAGAUCCGCCACGCCGCCUCCCAGAACGCCUCGGCCGUGGUCAUCUACAACGUGGGCUCCAGCAACGCCAACGAGACCAUCACCAUGCCCCCUGCAGGUACAGAAGAUGUUGUAGCAAUAAUGAUCCCAGAACCAAAAGGGAAAGAGAUAGUGAAUCUACUGGAGCGGAAUAUUACUGUGAUGAUGCACAUAACAAUUGGAACUCGGAACCUGCAGAAAUAUGUUAGCCGUACCUCUGUAGUGUUUGUGUCCAUCUCCUUCAUUGUACUGAUGAUCAUCUCGCUGGCAUGGCUUGUCUUCUACUAUAUUCAGCGGUUCAGAUAUGCAAAUGCCAGAGACAGAAACCAGCGUCGCCUUGGAGAUGCUGCAAAGAAAGCAAUCAGCAAAUUGCAAGUAAGAACAAUAAGAAAAGGAGAUAAGGAAACUGAGCCUGAUUUUGAUAACUGCGCAGUAUGCAUUGAGGGCUACAAACCAAAUGAUGUUGUCAGGAUCUUGCCCUGCCGGCAUCUCUUUCACAAGUCUUGUGUUGAUCCAUGGCUGCUAGACCAUCGCACCUGCCCUAUGUGUAAAAUGAACAUCUUAAAAGCACUAGGGAUUCCGCCAAAUGCAGAUUGUGUAGAUGACAUCCCUCCAGAUUUUGAAGCUUCUAUAGGAGGGCCACCUUCCAAUCAGAUUACAGGAGCUAGUGACAUAACUGUGAAUGAAAGUUCGGUAGCAUUGGAUCCUCCUGUCCGGACAGUUGGAGUAUUACAAGUCAUCCAGGAUGCAGAUCCUCUUCCACAACCUGGAGAAAGUAAUCUUACCACAAGCAGUGAGCAGGAACCAGCAGUCAGCAGUGAUUCAGAUAUUUCAUUGAUUAUGGCGAUGGAGGUUGGACUCUCUGAUGUGGAGCUUUCCACUGACCAAGAUUGUGAAGAGGUGAAGUCCUGAAGGGGGAAGAGGAGGACGAGGAGGAGGAGGAGAAAAGCUGCAGCAAAGCAAAAGACCCUCCCACUAAACUCAAGGGCAAUAGCAGAGAGGAGAAGAAAUGGAAUCAGCUCUGUAAGAUUUGGACCCAGUUGUGUGCACAUGCAUAUACAUGUGCACACACACACAUACUCAUACACGUGUUCAGAACAUUUUGUGAACUCCAGUACACUCUCCAUUCUGGGAUGGUAAUGAAAAGCAAUAGCAAUGACGUGUCUGCCUGGAUGCAGCUUCAUCAUCAGCUACAUGUGUUCAUUUCAUUGGCAUUGGAAGGUGAAAAAGUACUGUUUCUAACGCAAGCACCAGAAGAGUGAUAUGCCUUCUUUGGUUGCUCAGAACUCUAGAACUGAAAUGAGUGUUUUCUACCUUUCUUCAGUACUUUUUUUAAGCAGAAAAACACAUAUAGCCCAAAGUGAUUAUUUAUAGCUCAUGAUGGAUGGACACUGUUUUGCUUCCUCUCAAUGCCCCCACCUUUUUCCAUAGUUCAACCUAGAAAUCUGAAUGCUAUGAUGAUUUUCCAGGAUUUAUGAGUACCCAGUUCUGCUUCAUGAAGGCAGUUUGGCUCCAGAAAGAAAUGAUGCUUCAGAAAUGUGUCUUGGCCUGAAGCUUCCUUUCCUUGAAGUCUUAAUGGAGCUUAGAGACCUUUCUUUCCAAGGUCUCCCACAUCGGAGAGGGGGUGCUGGAUUGACUGAGGCUGGUGACUUUUAACUUAACAGUGUUGGUUCCCAGUCAAAGCUUCAUGACUUGCACAUUGGAGAGCAAGUGAGUGCAUUUAAAAGUGAUAUCAGUAACUAUGGGAUUAAAGGUCAGCUGUUUGUGCAGUCUUUUGCUAUAUGUUCUGCAACUGCAGACUUCUUGUACCUUAAUGCCUUCCCCAUUAUUAAUUUGAAAUUAGGUCCAUUUUUUUAAAAGAUAACUCCUGGUAGUUUUCUUGAAGUCCUUCUAUCCAUCAGAACACUGAGGAAUGUUCCUGGGGAAAAAGAAGUAGAAAUGAGCCAAAGUGGAAAGAAUGGGGAUUGAUGGUUUUGCUCCUAAUGGACUGAUCACGUUUACUACACAAAGUAUAUCUUGAGAAUAAGGGGUUUUUUGUCACUCUAGUUCACUCGCAUUUCCCCUCUUCAUAAGUGACAAUCUUUCCUUUUCAAGGUUCCCAAGUUCCCCUUUGGACAGUAUGGAAAAGAAUACAGACAAAUGCCCCACAGCCUUUCAUUGUAUUCAUACAAUUCUCAAAGAAGGACCAAUAAUCUAAUUCAGGUCAAGGACUUUUGUUCACAGGUGACAGUAAAAGUACCUAAAAAUUGAGAUACUUCCCCGCAGCACCCUCAAUCAAAUAAAAACUAGGCUUUUGCACAUUCAGAUCUACAGUGGUUCAGAAGUGUGCACAAAUAGUGGAAGAGGGACUUAAAGAUGCUUUUACUGGCAUGUGUGAAAAUACACUCUUAAAAGUGGUGAGUUUUGUUCAUGUUCCCAGAAACAUGGAGACUAAAGUUACCACUUGUUCUCUGGCUUUGGACUACUUUGGCUGUGGCUCUUCAGUAAGUGAAAAGAAGAAAAGGCUCUUAGUUUUGAAUUCUAAAAGAAAACUGAAGCAUGCAAAAUUGAAUUUGCUGACAGAUGUGUGUUCUUUCUUGAAUGAUAAAUACUGGAAAGAGUGCCAUUAUCUGCUGGAAUCCAAGUGGGAUCUUGUACUAUGUUGUAGCAUUAGGGGGAUGUGUCAUUUAUGCAAGGGGGGAAGAAUUUAUAUUUCCGUCAAAAUAUUCAGUAUUAAGUGGGGGGUCAACUUACUGUUGUGAAAGGGACACCAUUGCUCCUGACAAUAAGAACAGUGAUUUACAUUACAGCAGGAAAAUAGAUUUACACAGUAGGUCGUUCUAUAACUUAAAUAGAAACAAAUUAUUCUCUCCUGUGUUAUACCAGUACUGUAAGAAUUGGUUCAGAUAGAGCACUAGCCUGUUGUUUGGCUCUACAUAAAUGAGCCGUGUGCUCACAAUCUUUUGCAUUUCCUCUAUUCCCCCCUUAUGUUUUGAUUUCUUCCAGUUAGUAGCUACCCACAGAUUCACUGCUACACAGUUUACAAAAUAGGAAGGUAAACUUGAACAUAUGCAAACAGAAGCCUGGCACCAGUGCCAAGCAUGUGGCAGAAGGUGCCAGGGUAUCGUUCCUUUCAUGUUUUUUUCUUUCUUUUGGCCAAGCACUUAGUAGAGAAGCACCAGUGAAGUAGCUGCACCAUCUGUAUUAACCCAGAAUGCUUCUGGGCUCCAGUAUACAUUGCCUGGUACUUCGUGGCCUGGCUGUCUUUCACAGCAUGCCACCCAGCACUGAGUACGGUGCACUGGCCACAGCUGUUCAACUCUCUGUGCCUUGCCCAGGGUCCCAUCAAAGCAGGCAGUGGCUUUGCAAUGGGCCAUGGGGAGAAGGAAGUUGAAGCAUCUGAACCACCUGGAAGAAUUGCUGUAAACAAUGAAGCUGCUGUCUUGAUUCAACACAGUCUCCAUAAGCAACGUUUCUUUUAGUGGCACUUAAAGUUGAACAGCACUUUGCAAUGUCAGGCUGCCCCAUCUGCCUGAAGAUUAAUGAGAUGAGAACCUUAAAAAAGGCUGCAAAUACUUCGAUAUAAUCCUAUUUGAAUUUAAAGUAAACCAAAAUAAAUGUGUUAGGACACUGCUGUUUGAGGAAGAUUAGGGAGGGCCAAGUGUUCAUAUUAGGGUCUCUGUAGUGAUUGUGCAGCAUGUAACAUGUUAUGUCACAAUGCUACCAGACAAAAUAAACUGUGAAAAUCUACUGAAUCAUAAGAGUUGCAGGAAUCUUAAAGAAAAAUGAGCCAUCUCUGCUCUGGUAUUCAGUUUUGGCUAUGUUUGGACUAGAGACUCUGGGCCAGCUGAACUUCAAUUUCAAUAUGUUAUUUCCGUGACAUGUCAGAAAUAGAUUUGAUAUAAUGGAGACAACACUUGGUCCCAGCCUGAUUGGCACCUGUAAAGCUAAAUAGUUUGUGCCAACAUAACUCUACCAAAAUAGUUAAGAAGUGUGUGUCCACCUGCCCCAGAGGUGUUGAACCUUCGGCCUGGGAACCAGAUCUGGCCUACCUGGGGUUCCAGUUCAGGCUCCAAGUUCCCCAGAUAAAUAUGCUCUCUUCCCCUGGCCUCAGUCUAUUCCCAGAAUCCAGCAAACAUUGAGUAUUUUCCUGGCUUCUGGGCAGUUUAUUCUGAAAGGUUGGAGUCGUUCCCCCACCCACCCCCAGGCUUAGCUAUGGCAGUAAUCUUCAAAUUUAAACAUACUAGAAUUUUUGGUGUUUGGUCCUGCUUUUGUUUCCACCAAGAGCUUCUCUGACAUAAACUUCCACCUUCAGAUUAAAAGGAGUUCUACAUCUCUGGUUCUAUGUUUUCCUUAGCUUUAGGCAGUAAAAUGCCUUUUAAGAGCCAUGUUGUUAUAUAAAGAUUUUUGUGUGACACCUUUCCCUUAUAGUCAUAUAACAUUCAUCCAUUUGAUCAAAGGUACCAAACUCAGAAUAGACACAAGCUCCGGGUGCCUAUUCUGUUCUCACACAGAGAUCAAACAUCUAACAUCUCCACCAGUAUUCAGAACAGGCCGUAUUUCAAGUAUGACCUUGCAGUAAUGCUCAUAUGCUUUCCUUAGUGUUGCCACAGGGCCAUGGCUAGUGGUGUAGGCACAGGGAGAGUGAUCCUGUUAUACAUGUGAAUAACAUAAAGGUAGUGAACAAAAGGAAGUGUUUACCAAUUUUUACGGAGCUCUGAAAGGUAUCAAACCUUAACACCAAAACUCUGCCUCAAGUGUUUCUACCAUGACAUCAGCAGAAACCACCAUCAGAAGCAGUGUCCGCUGGCAUCAGACAUCCAGAGUGUGCCUUUUUCCACACCCCCGAAAAGUAGUGUGGGCUCCUUGGGCUAUUCUGAGGCAGUUGGAGGGAAAGCCCUGCUUCUGAUUAUGCUUCUUGCUGGCAACUGGGCAUCAGUCAAGAGAGACUAAAGGAAUGGGCAGGUCAAAGAAUGUAAUGUGUGUACACAAUGACGAAUGCUCAGCGUUGCCAGUGGCUGCACUGAAUGAGUGUGCCACCCCGUCCUACAUGUGUUUACUGACCGGGAAAGCCCAAUGUAUGCCAUAGGGGCUGAUUCCCACAUAUACAUGUGCAUGACUACAGCCAAAAAAGCUUUAUAGCAGCAUUUCUGCUGAUAACAGAUGGGUCUUGUUAUCAGCAAGAGGCAGGGUAUAGAAGCAAUGAACUAUUUAGAAAAAUCUUAACUUCAGAAAGGUGUUUUUUGUGUGAGCAGUUGAUGCAAGUCAGUUUAGACCCUUUGCUUUGACAAACUGUUGCUUGAACUAAUUGAUACUGCUGCUACUAUAAGAAUGCAAGAAUUUUUAGUCUGUAAGGUCUAGGCAUACCAUAUGGUGUUUGGAAAUGAUUAUAGAGUAAGGUAGAUGAACGCCCUCUGCUGUAAGACUUUCAGUCUUCUGAUUCCAGGUUUUUGUUUUUGUUUUUUUGGUGGCUUAUUGCUUCAGUAAGUGGAAAUGCAAUCACCAGUAGAAAUACUGGUCCUUUAGUAACUGGGAGGUGGGAAUGGGAUGCACUUGUGGUUACAAAACAAUGAAAUGGAAAAUGCAUAGAGAAUAGUAAAGGAUACAAAACAGUCUAUUAUAACAGUCUAUUCAACCACAGAUAAUCAUUUAUUUUCAAAAUGUUUACUUUCUGGUAGAAACAUCAUGCAGAAAUGAAUGCAUGGAAGAAAGGGAAAAAAAGAAGACUACACCUCAUACACAUUUUCUUAUUUUUAUAUCUCGCCUG
Varanus komodoensis (Komodo dragon) is the source of this 6145-nucleotide messenger RNA. It is a transcript of the gene RNF150, whose product is annotated as ring finger protein 150. The record is from RefSeq and is a predicted model, not a curated record. The transcript has 7 exons. NCBI's taxonomy places the organism in Eukaryota, Metazoa, Chordata, Lepidosauria, Squamata, Varanidae. Bases 16 to 1311 code for a protein of 431 amino acids.